This is a messenger RNA of Solea solea (common sole), 5860 nucleotides long. It is a transcript of the gene sphkap, whose product is annotated as SPHK1 interactor, AKAP domain containing. The coding region runs from base 315 to 5021 and encodes 1568 amino acids. Lineage: Eukaryota; Metazoa; Chordata; Actinopteri; Pleuronectiformes; Soleidae. Gene Ontology annotation, molecular function: protein kinase A binding. The transcript has 12 exons. The record is from RefSeq and is a predicted model, not a curated record. Gene Ontology annotation, cellular component: cytoplasm.
UCCAUGCGGACGGAGCUUCUGCGCUGCGCCUGCACUCAACACUUGGCGGACAUGCGCGCAGGGCAGCCAGUAAUCUACUGCUGCUGCUGACACCACGGAGCUCACUACAUCACAGUCUUCCUCACCCAGUCACGGUGAAGCGGUCUGACUCUGGGAUUCCUUCAGUGCUCGUUCGUGGAAGCGCAUCUGGACCGGAGAGAGUCCCGGGGACGAUUACGCGUGGAGGCGCUCCGCUCUACUUCUCUGUUUGCCUCUGCCCACACAACAGGGAAUAAUUGCACCGGUUAAGGACAGUUCACCUUAAUUGUGACAGAAUGGCUGCAAAGUGCCUUCUGAAGACGCCGAGUAACUUCCAGUCAUCUGCCGUGUUUGAAGGCUCAGAGUCUGUGGAGGUGGAGGGAGGCAGCACAGACAGCACCAUGGCUUCAUCCAUCAGCGCCUGUAAGAAGGUGCUGUGCAGUAACAGUGUGCUGGACUCACCUGAGUACUGGCUGAGGAAUGAGAAAGCUCUGUGCAGACUGGGCCUGCUGGAAGACGACGCAGAGGGCAGCUGCACCACGAUCUGUUUUGUAAACCUGGACUCUCAGAAAACGGACAAAAAUCUCAAGAAACUGGCGUCGGUUUCACCAGAUCUGCCAAAGCUGGUUGAACUACUUACAGUCCACCAGCCGACAGAAAACGAGAUCCUACUGUUCGGUGGCCUAGAAGCUACAGACGCCCGUCAAACACACCCACACUUACCCCCUCAGGGCAGACAGCAGAGAAGCACAGGCGUGUGUCUGGUUCAGUGUUCGGGGCAGAGACGAUCCACCCAGCCGGGAGGCAUCAUCUUUGAGAUCAACAAGUUCCUGAUCGGUUUGCAGUGGGGAAAAGAGCAACAGCAUCAGCAGGGCCGAGCGACUGGGCAGCGGGUUGAAGAUGAUACCAAUCGCUCCAUCUCAUCCAUAGAAGAAGACUUCAUGACCGCUUCAGAACACCUUGGAGAUGACAGCGAGGAUGAUGGAUUCAGGAAUGAGCCAGAGAGUGGUGACCCGGCAGAGACUUUGGUGGAGGUUGCUCAGAAACACUGUGUCGGACUUGCAUGUCAGAGGGGGCAGCUGGCCCAUCAUCAGUCCAGGGAGGUUGAGGUGAAAGGUGAAGGCCAUCACCUUGCAAGCCUCCAUACUAAGGAAUCAGCUGGUCACUAUGCCACCAAUUUGGCUGAAUCAGUACUGCAAGACGCCUUCAUACGCCUCUCUCAAGAUGAGACCUCCUUUGUCUCUGAGGCUGCUGUAAGUGUGUCCCUUGCAAGUCGCCCAGCCAACUUCACUUGUUCCUCACAGACCAAAGAUCGUUUCCAGCAACGCGCCUGCUCUUUUGAACUCCCCAAGAUUGUUAUAGUUCAAAGCCCAGACACUUCAGAUGGCACUGCAGAAUGGCCAGAGACUCAGUUGCCUCACGUGCCCCACCAGGAUACCACAGCCAAACCCAGAGAGAUGUCAGAGAAUGGAGCACACACUUAUAUUCCCCACACCUCUACAUCCAAACAUGUGGAGGUGGCUUUGGCCUGUGCUGCCAGUGUCAUUGGCACCAUUACCACCCCACAACUGACAGAACAGCUUGUCAUGGACUCCGCUUCAGAGGAGGAAACAGAGGAGGAGGAGGUGCAAGACCCAGAGGAAAGAGGUGACUUCUCCCUCUCCUCAGCCAUGUGUGGCAUGGCUCAGGUAGCUGGUGCUGUAGCUGCUGUGGAUAUACAAGUGGAUCCAGGAGAGAGUGCCGAUUGUGACGCACAUUCUGCUGAAGUCUUCACAGCACCUCGAUGUCUGAUGUCUGCUGCUGAAGCCUCAGCAGCCUUUACACUGCACUGCAGUGUGGCAGAGGGCAUCAGUGUUGAAGCAUUUCGUGCCAACAUCGCUGAGGUCCUACACAAGGAAGCAGCAGAAGUGCUGACUCAGCCACAAGGCUAUAAGAGUGUAGCUCACCUGUUGGAGGCCACUCAUAACAAGAUAGUAGAUGGCAUUACUUGCCCCAAAAAAUCUUGCACGGAUGAAAGAGAGGUGGAUGACUUAAUAAAUGAAGUUGCAGACAGUCUAUUUAAGCAUGCUUUAGAGAAAGCACAAAAGAAGAAAGAACUGGAGGGGACUGGAAAAGAUGCACUUAGCCUCCAGGUCUGUCUGCAGGACAGUGUUAACAAUUUGCUUUUUGAUAUCCUUUAUCUCACACAGAAGAAAAUCAGUCACAUCUCUAAAUGUGACCAAGGCUCAUUUGAGACUCAAGAGGAUAGUAAUUGUUCUCUGGAUUCUGCAACGACAAAAGAGAAUAAGGAUCAGUUCCGUCAAUUGCAGUACUUAGUUGACCAUAGCCAGCCCAGUAAGAGUGACAGCCACAGUGGUACAGUGCAGAGCACAGAUAAACUAACCAUGGUUCCUGGACUGAAGGAGAAAUAUAUGCUUGAGGAAAGUGAUCUCACUGGAACUUCCUCUAUAGCAUAUGGUAAAGAGCAACGGCAGCAGCCAUCAUGCAGACAAACUCAAUCAAAAUCCACGUCCUUGGUGACCAGGGGAUUCUCUGACUACCAGCAGAUCCAGCAGGGCAGUGGUGCCAUCAGAGAACCCUUGAGCGAAAUCCCAGUUCACAACACAGAGAGAAGGGGACGCCUGAUCACAGGAAGUGACAACAGACAGGGCUCAUUCACACCCCAGUCUUCCCUCAACUCUUGCAGUUCUCUGCUGUCUUUUAGAAUGGACUCAGAAUCUAGGACACCUAUCACCUGCUACGCAGACGAUUUGGCUGCUACAGUGGUGUCAAUGGCCACAGAGCUGGCAGCCAUCUGCCUGGAGAACUCCACUGGUAAACAACCGUGGUUCUGUGCCCUCAAAGGGGAAUCCACUGAAGGGCCAGAAACGUAUUUAAUUCCAGCCUGCCGCACAGUGCUCAGGAGAAAAGAGGUUCAGAACAACAAUGCUGCCUCCAAGAAACAUCGGGCACCACGCCUCAGUGAGAUCAAGAAGAAAACAGAGGAGCAACCAGAGCUGAUGGAGCGGCUUGUAAACCGGGUGGUGGACGAGUCAGUCAAUCCUGACGAACCACAGGACCCAUUUGCCCUUUUUGCCUCAGAAGUCACAGCCAGGAUCAUGAACUGCCCUGAGCUUAAUGUGGUAGAUACUUCUAAAACAGGCCAGCCACGCAGCAGGUUGCAGUGUGAAAGAUGGAGUCGUGGGAAGGCAUCUAGUUACGAGAGCAUUCCAGAAGAAGAUGCAGACCCCUCAGGCACUCCCAACACACUGGGACCUGGCAGUCGGUUAGGUCAGAACCUGAGUCGUGGUAGCUCAAUCUCUAAGCAAUCCAGCUGUGAGAGCAUCACUGAUGAGUUCUCACGAUUCAUGGUAAACCAGAUGGAGACUGAGGGCAGGGGUUUUGACCUUCUGUUGGACUACUAUGCAGGGAAAAAUGCUAGCAACAUUCUAGCUGCAGCUGUGCAACAGGCUGCAUCAAAGAAAAAUGGUCACCUUAAUGUCAGGACCUCAUCCUGUCUUUCCAAACAGUCCAGCACAGAGAGCAUCACAGAGGAGUUCUACAGGUUUAUGCUUCAGGACAUGGAUAAGGAAAAUAAAGAGUAUGGCAUUGCCAAGACUAAGGAAUGGAGCAACAGCCUGUUUCCCCCUUCUCCGCGGACACCAUUCUGCAUACGACAGUCUUCUGUUCCAGACCGGCGCUCCUCCGACUCACGGCUGACAGUCAACUCUCCCAUUAAAGCCAACUCUUUUGAUGGAUUUGCACGAAACGUGCAUGGUGACACGCUAAAUAUCUACCCCGCUAACUCGGUGUCAGCCAUGGGACUGUGUAAGUCAGACUCCUGCCUCUACAAAAGGGGUAGGACUGACCAGAUUACUGAUAUGCUCAUUCAUGAGACCUGGACCAGCUCCAUUGAGUCUUUGAUGAGAAAGAACAAGAUCAUAGCUGAUGCAGAGGACAGUAUUGAAGUGGAGGCUGCAGGUGAAUACCAGCCUCAUGUGCAGCAUUUUGCCAAUCGCCUGGCAGCUGACAUAGUAGAUAUUGGCAAGUCUGCACUUGGGAGCCAGCAAGAUGUAGCUGGGGGCAUGUGUGGGUCACACCCACUACCUGUUGGUGAAAGGAGGAGGGGGUUCAAACAAUCUCACCUAAGUUGUAGUCGCAGUAGGUCCAGCCAGGAGCAAAGUGGUAUUGGAGUAGGAUCUGGGAGUUGCGACCUCAGCGCCACACACAUGAGGGGCCCCAGAGACGUACCACUGAUACACAUUGAGGGAGAUCAGAAGGAGGAGGAGGAUCUUUUAAACCAUGAAAGGCCUAAUGGAAGACCACAGGAAAUCCCCCAAGAUACGUCCGCCCCCAAGCAUACAGCAAGAGAUGCAGACAAUGGCAGCAGCAGUGAGAGGGACAGGCCAGCUGGGGCAGUGGCUGCAGUAGUGAAGAGGGACAAGCGUUCUAUGAGUGCUAGCAGUGAAGAGAGCAUGGGGAGCUGGUCCCAUAUAACUCCUGAGGAUGACCCCCAUGAGGAGACCAGUAGUUUUAUCCAGCUAAGUGAGGGGACCGGAACAAGCAGCGCAUCCAGCCUAGGUCUCGCAGACCUGGAUACGUUUUCUGAUGUCCCCACUCAGAGCACAUUAAUCAGUGAGGAGACAGAGAAAGGCCAUCUGGCAGGAACCAAAGAGAGUGUGUUUGAGAGCAGCUCAGGGAGAAAGGCAGGCGGCGGCGGAAAACUUAGGGAGCUGUUGGUGGUAAACUGUGACCUGGAGCCCGGCUGUGUGGACGCUGAGCUGAGGUUGGCCCUGCAGUGGAUCGCUGCCUCUGAGCUGGGCCUUCCUGCGCUGUGCUUCAUGAAGUCCAAAGAGAAGAGGGCUGCAAAGUUCCAGAGAGUGGUCCAUCUCAUGUCUCAGAAAGGGUGGCGGGUCGCGGACUUGUUCGGCACAGUGGUCCAGUUCUGUCAGCUCCAAAAGAAAGAGGAAGAUGAGGGCAGGUCUCUGUCCAGCCUAUUUGAUUGGCUCUUGGAGACGCUGUAGGCCAGACAAGCGUCCCCAUGCUGCAAACAAAAACUCAUCCACUUGCACUGCUGACAUGUUACUAAGUGUUUGACUUCCCCUGUGUCAUCACACCAAGCGUCGCCAGCUGCAAACUGAAAGCACAAUGUGAUCAGCGUGUUUGAGAUGUUCACACUGCUCUGUGCUGUCUGUCCACAGCCAUAAAUGGACCAAUCUCCCUUUAAAAAAAAAAAAGCAUGGUUUUGUUCUCAGAUUCACUUGUAGCGUGACAAACUGUGGGUGUACAGGUGAGUCGUUCCUAUCAGGAAUAAACUGGCCUUCCUAAGAUUAUAGUCAGCAGGUUUUAACUGCUCCAGAACAUAUAAAUAUGUAUAUAAAUAUAUUUAAAUUUUCUCUUCAGUUCUCCCCACUGCUCCACCCACACUCAAACCUUCUGUUGUAAAAAUGGAGGCAGUUGAAAUGUCAGAGCAGACGUGCUCACUUUCUUCUCACUGCACAUUUUGCUUAACGUUCUUCGUUGUGGUCAGUGGACGUUGACUUUCAGCUCCGAGGAUGUUUAUCUUGUUCAUGUUAGUUGAGAACUGUUUAUUUUUGGAUAGCAGUACUGUACAUACUGUAGAUUUGGAACUGUAGCACAAGUGGAGCUGCUCCCUUUAGCUUUUACUACUGUGUGUCAGAAAGACGGAGUAAGGUUUGUAAUGUUUGUAUGUGAAUUUUGGUCUGGUUCUCCCUCUCUCUCUCUCUCUACUUAGUGGUAUUGUAGUGUAGUGUGGGAAAGCACACAAAUCAACUGUAAAAUACGUCAAGGUAGAACUGAAUGUAUUUAUCUUUUGACAUCAAUAAAUUUGUGUGACGUGAAA